Cricetulus griseus (Chinese hamster) is the source of this 6107-nucleotide messenger RNA. The record is from RefSeq and is a predicted model, not a curated record. Lineage: Eukaryota; Metazoa; Chordata; Mammalia; Rodentia; Cricetidae.
AUGUUAAGUGAACUGGCAGAGGCGUCUCUAAUUUUGUUGGAAAUGAGGAAGCCCGAUGGCGUCCCUGGGGACGGUGCUGAGGACGCAGAGAGCGGCAGUGAGAGCAGGAGCGGCAGUGAGGAAACCAGCGUGUGUGAGAAGUGUUGUGCCGAGUUCUUCAAGUGGGCAGACUUCCUGCAGCACAAAAAGACUUGCACCAAGAACCCACUGGUGCUGAUCGUGCAUGACGAUGAGCCAGCACCGCCCUCCGAGGACUUUCCAGAACCUUCUCCCGCCAGCUUGCCCAGCGACCGCACUGAGAGUGAGGUGGCUGAGGAGGUGGCACCCACGGAGAGCAGCGAGGUGAAGGCUGCUGUAAAGGAGGCGGAGCCCAUGGAUGUGGAGGCAUCUGCAGACAAGGGCCCUCCGGGCCCAGGUGUGCCCCCACCGCCGCCUGCACUGCCGCCACAACCGGAGCCUGCGGCCUUCAGCAUGCCUAGUACCAAUGUGACGCUGGAGACGCUGCUCAGCACUAAGGUGGCCGUGGCACAGUUCUCCCAGGGUGCACGUGCGGGCGGCACUGCAGGCGCUGGUGGCACCGUGGGCGCUGUGGCCAUCCCCAUGAUCCUAGAGCAGCUGGUGGCUCUGCAGCAGCAGCAGAUCCACCAACUCCAGCUCAUCGAGCAGAUCCGCAGCCAGGUGGCCCUGAUGAGCCGCCAGCCCGGGCCUCCACUGAAGCCUUCAGCCAGUGCCCCUGGAACAGCCUCAGUACAGCUUCAGGGCCUGGCUCCGCAUACGGCCCUCCAGCUCUCCACUGGACCUGCCUCUGCCUCUGCUGGCUCAGGCUCCACCCUGCCAGCGGCCUUCGAAGGCCCCCAGCACCUGUCACAGCCUGCAUCUGGCACAAGCACUCCCUGUAGCACCAGUGCUGGCCCCACUGAAUCUGGGGCACACCCUGCCUGCAGCACUGGCCCGGCUCCAGGAGCUGUGGCUGCAGCAUCCAGUGCCGUGGUCAACACGGUGCAGCCCCAAAAUGCAUCUACACCCCCUGCCCUGGGUCCUGGGCCGCUCCUCAGCUCAGCCUCCAAUCUGCCAAACCCUCUGCUACCUCAGACUUCAUCCAGCAGUGUCAUCUUCCCCAACCCGCUGGUUAGCAUUGCUGCCACAGCCAAUGCCCUGGACCCCCUGUCUGCUCUUAUGAAGCACCGCAAGGGCAAGCCCCCUAAUGUGUCAGUGUUCGAGCCCAAGGCCAGCGCCGAGGACCCUUUCUUUAAGCACAAGUGCAGGUUCUGUGCCAAGGUCUUCGGCAGCGACAGUGCACUGCAGAUCCACUUACGCUCCCACACAGGGGAGCGGCCCUUCAAAUGCAACAUCUGCGGGAACCGCUUCUCCACCAAGGGUAACCUGAAGGUCCACUUCCAGAGGCACAAGGAGAAGUACCCCCACAUCCAGAUGAACCCCUACCCUGUCCCAGAAUACCUCGACAACGUGCCCACCUGCUCCGGUAUUCCCUAUGGCAUGUCCCUGCCCCCAGAGAAGCCAGUGACCACCUGGCUGGACAGCAAGCCAGUGCUGCCCACGGUGCCCACAUCGGUAGGGCUGCAGCUACCCCCCACUGUCCCUAGCACCCACAAUUACACUGACUCCCCUAGCAUCACACCCAUCAGCCGAUCCCCACAGAGGCCCUCUCCAGCAUCCAGCGAAUGUACCUCUCUGUCCCCUGGCCUCAACAAUACUGAGUCUGGAAUCACAGUGAGGCCUGAGUCGCCCCAGCCACUCCUUGGCGGGCCUCCCCUUACUAAAACCGAGCCAGUCAGCCUGCCUUGCACGAGUACAAGGACGGGGGAUGCUCCUGUGGUGGGGGGGCAGGUCAGUGGGUUGCCCACUCCGGCUUCCCCCCCUGCUGCCACCACUGUCACAGACAGCGCCUGCACAAGUCUCGGUAGCCCUGGUCUUCCAGCUGUUUCUGACCAGUUCAAGGCCCAGUUUCCUUUCGGUGGGCUGCUUGACUCUAUGCAAACGUCGGAGACCUCAAAACUGCAGCAGCUGGUGGAAAACAUCGAUAAGAAGAUAACGGACCCCAACCAGUGUGUCAUCUGCCACCGUGUGCUGAGCUGCCAGAGUGCCCUGAAGAUGCACUAUAGGACACACACAGGGGAGAGGCCCUUCAAGUGCAAGAUCUGUGGCCGUGCCUUCACCACCAAAGGCAACCUGAAGACACACUUUGGAGUGCACCGUGCGAAACCCCCUCUCCGGGUGCAGCACUCUUGCCCUAUCUGCCAGAAGAAGUUCACAAAUGCGGUGGUGCUGCAGCAACAUAUCCGCAUGCACAUGGGGGGACAGAUUCCAAACACGCCACUGCCCGAGGGCCUCCAGGAGGCCAUGGACGCUGAACUGCCCUUUGACGAGAAGAACGCCGAGACCCUCAGCAGCUUUGACGACGACAUUGAUGAAAACUCCAUGGAGGAGGACUCGGAGCUGAAGGACACGGCCAGCGACUCCUCUAAACCACUUCUCUCCUAUUCGGGGUCCUGUCCACCCUCACCCCCGUCAGUCAUCUCCAGCAUUGCUGCCCUCGAGAAUCAGAUGAAAAUGAUUGACUCAGUCAUGAACUGCCAGCAGCUGGCCAGCUUGAAAUCAGUGGAAAAUGGGUCUGGGGAAAGUGACCGCUUGAGCAAUGAUUCCUCGUCGGCAGUGGGUGACCUAGAGAGCCGUAGUGCAGGCAGCCCUGCUCUAUCCGAGUCCUCAUCUUCCCAGGCUCUGUCACCUGCUCACAGUAACGGUGAGAACUUCCAUUCCAAGUCACCAGGUCUUGGCCAUCAGGAGGAUCCACAGGAGAUCCCACUGAAGACUGAAAGGCUGGACAGCCCACCCCCCGGCCCAGGAAAUGGAGGUGCCCUGGACCUGACAGCGGGCCACCCUGGGAGGCCACUCAUCAAGGAGGAGGCCCCUUUCAGCCUGCUGUUCCUGAGCAGAGAGCGUGGUCCCAGCCACAGCACGCCUAGCCUGGCCUCCGGCCCUGCACCCACCAUGAUCAAAAUGGAAGUCAACGGUCACAGCAAGGCCAUCGCACUGGGUGAGGGUCCAACCCUAUCAGCUGGAGUCCAGGUCCCUACCGGGCCCCAGACAGUGAUGAGCCCUGGCCUGGCACCCAUGCUGGCACCCCCACCACGCCGGACACCCAAGCAGCACAACUGUCAAUCAUGUGGGAAGACCUUCUCCUCAGCCAGUGCCCUGCAGAUCCAUGAGCGCACCCACACAGGCGAGAAACCCUUCGGCUGCACUAUCUGUGAGUUCACCACCAAUGGUUAUCUCAAGGUACACAUGGGCACCCACAUGUGGAACAAUGCACCUGCAAGGCGUGGUCGCCGCCUGUCAGUGGAAAACCCUAUGGCCCUGCUUGGUGGUGAUGCUCUGAAGUUCUCGGAGAUGUUCCAGAAGGACCUGGCAGCUCGGGCAAUGAACGUCGACCCCAGCUUUUGGAACCAGUAUGCUGCUGCCAUCACCAACGGGCUCGCCAUGAAAAACAAUGAGAUUUCCGUCAUCCAAAACGGAGGCAUCCCUCAGCUCCCAGUAAGUCUAGGCGGAGGUGCCAUCCCGCCUCUGGGUGCCAUGGCUGGUGGGGUGGACAAGACACGCACUGGCAGUAGUCCACCCAUUGUCAGCUUGGACAAAGCAAGUUCAGAGACAGGCGCCAGCCGGCCAUUCACAAGGUUCAUUGAGGAUAACAAGGAGAUUGGAAUAAACUAGCCAGAUAUACUAAAGACUACAUCCUCCAGCUCUGUUCCAAGCCCACUAAUCACAGUCUGAGCAUCAGGCUUUGGACCCCACAUGCCUAGUCUCUCAUUAAUAUUUUAUUCCUGACAGAAAGCACCAGCACCACGUGGCUGCUGUGAGGUAGCCUGCUGAGUGCUGCGUGGUACUUCUUCAAUAGUGGGUUUGACUGUUCUUAAGGACUCUGCAAGCCUUUGAGUCGAUUUCAGACCAAAGCUUAAGUGCUUGGAAAACUGCCUUGGGAACAGAAAGAACUCUGACCAUAUCUACUUCAUUUCUCCUAAAACCUAGUGACCCCCUCCCCUGGGGGACCAGGGUCCCCUGUGGUCACCCAGCAAGCCACAUUCAAUGGUUUUGUCCAAAUUCUGUAGACACUUGAACUCUGUUUUAGGGAUUCUUCAUCGUGAAGAAGCAGUUCAGUGCUCCAAACCCUGUGUAUUACGACGGUCUCUUCGUCUAUAGUAUUUAUGUUAAGAUUAUGCGGGUAAUAGACAGUAAAAUAACCCAACCUUAAAUGAAGACCUUGUAUCACAGAAUACAUCUGGCUAUGUGAUUUUUUUUAAUUUAAAGCAAGACUUGCUUUACUAUAAAUAAGUGGAUUAAUUAAAUGCAGGCAAAAUUGUGACGUUUUUUUGGGAAAGAUAGCAUGCUAUUUGUGUGCAAGUACCUGUCAGUAACACCCCGCCCCCUUUUUUAAUUUAAAUGUUUGUAGCUGCUAUGUGAACAGUUGUUCUCUAGUGUGGUCUGUAGCCCAGUGGUUGACUGGGAACAAGUUACAGACAAGCAUCACCAUAAAAUGAUUCACAACAUUAUAAUAUUUCACAUUAUCAAAGCUGUAUAAUAAAGAGGUAAUGUUUGUAUAACGUGGUUGCAAAUCUUAAUUUAUACAAUUGCACUUUUAGUAUUUUGUAUUAGGGAGGUUUGUCUAUAAUUUGAGAAUUUUAAAAAAAGAUGUAAAGUAUUUUAUAAAUAGUACUUCGGUUUAAAGAAAAUGGAGGAAAAAAAAACCCAUGUCACAGUUUAUUGUUUUUGUCUUAAAGUUGAACAUGAGAAAUCUAUGCUGUUUAAGCAGAAAAGCCACCCAGAUUUGUCAGCACCUCGGUAAAACAAGGCCUGCUAUUUCUUAAAUUAAUUUAACUUUUCUACAAAAUCCGUGAAAAACUGUGAGCACCCUAACAAAACUUUGACAAAUUAAAUAUAUUAAUCCUGUGACAUACAAAAAGAAAAAAAACAAAACAAAAAAAUGAGUGGAUAUUGUAUAGGUGUGAUUUACUGUAGGCUCCCCUCUUUCACACACACGAGAUGUGAUUGCCUCAGAGCACUGGUCAUGGUGGAAAUGAGACGGGAAUAGUGACUGUCUGGCAGUACAAGCAGUCAUAACUGACAGUUUCUGAGUUCAUGAUUCAUUGUCUUUUCAAGUGCAAACACAGUGCAGUGUCCUGACUAUCCAAAAGUCUGAUCAUUUGCUGAUGGCUUGUCUAAACUGCACCCAGUGAGCAAAGAAGCCAGAUGCUGGGAGGCAGGGCUGAAUCAAAACUUGAACGUCAGUGUUGUGUGUACUACCUCAUUUUUGUGCAUUGCAAGCAUGCUGGGAUGUGACACGAUGAACUUCCAACAAAAUUGCUCAAGACAUAUUGUAGGUAGCUGGGUACCUCGGCAGGGAGUUGUCUGUGCCUGAAAGCUAAACCAGACAGUGGGAAACAGACCGAUAGAGCAGUCACCUCAUAUAACUGAACCAACAGGAGAAGGCGCUGUAGGGGAAUGACUACCGCUAGCCCAUGGCUGAGCAGAGAGCUUCUGGGGCUCGUUAGCUGUUCCAAUCUUUGGAAAUGAAUGUGCAGCUCUGCCUCUAUGUUCCACAUAGUCAGGUGGAGCAUAUCCAGCCCAUGCCAUCUCUUGCUGGGGAUGGGACCUGGUGUUUCGGCUUUGGGAAGAGGAAGACAAGUGGCUGAAGUCGCAGUACUCUGGCAGUUGAAUGUCUUGUUAUUAUCUGUGUCCUGGUGUGUUUGUCCCCUCUCUUGGUUGGUAUUUGGUACCAUGUUAGUGUUCUUCUCUCAAAACAAUGUGUAUAUAACUUAAGAAAAGAGAAAUGUAAAGCGUUAUAAAUGAGAUGGCUGAUGAAGGUGCAGUGACCACUCCCAUUCUGUGUUCAGGGCUGGCUGUCCCUCUGCGUGGUGAAGAGAGACACUAUUUUUAUAACACAAAACCACGAGGGGAGAGGGCCUCCCAGAACCAGCCAGGCUGUUUCGUAGAUCCAAUAUAUUUUAUGAUUAAAUCUUGUGGCUUGACACAUCUACUGACUGAAAUGGAUGUCUUAGUCUAGGUUACUAUUUUUGUCACAUGGAACUGAAUAA